AUGACACCGUCACAUCAGCGAUGUUUGGUUAUGGAACAGUUGGUGGAAAGUGUCGUGUUGAAAGUUGUUAUCGCUGCACGAGUUAUUGCUCCAAGCAUUGGUGAGUAG
Messenger RNA from Anisakis simplex (herring worm), 108 nucleotides. NCBI's taxonomy places the organism in Eukaryota, Metazoa, Nematoda, Chromadorea, Rhabditida, Anisakidae. The record is from the annotation of a GenBank genome assembly.